UUUAUUUGGCUGCAGCAUUCAGCAUCAGUGAGCUGAUCAGACCUGCAGACCCUGGCUGCCCAGGGUGAGCUGACUCUCCUGCAGCAAUGCCAUGUUUGCAUUACUUGAGGGCUGAUGCUGCGACCAGUUUUCUGAGAGCUGCAAGAUCUGGGAAUCUGGACAAAGCCUUGGAUCAUCUCAGGAAUGGGGUAGAUAUUAACACCUGUAAUCAGAAUGGGCUGAACGCCUUGCACCUGGCGUCCAAGGAAGGCCACGCGAAAAUGGUGGUGGAGCUUCUGCACAAGGAGAUUGUUUUGGAGACCACGACCAAGAAGGGAAACACAGCCCUGCACAUCGCUGCCCUCGCUGGACAGCAGGACGUCGUCCGGGAACUGGUGAACUAUGGGGCCAAUGUCAAUGCUCAGUCUCAGAAGGGAUUCACACCACUCUACAUGGCAGCACAGGAAAACCACCUGGAAGUUGUCAAGUUCCUGCUGGAAAAUGGAGCCAACCAGAACGUAGCCACAGAGGAUGGCUUCACACCGCUAGCUGUGGCUCUGCAGCAGGGUCAUGAGAAUGUGGUUGCUCACCUUAUCAACUAUGGGACAAAGGGUAAGGUCCGCCUGCCCGCCCUGCACAUCGCAGCUCGCAACGAUGACACCCGCACAGCCGCCGUGCUGCUGCAGAAUGACCCCAAUGCUGACGUCCUCUCCAAGACUGGAUUUACGCCCUUGCACAUUGCAGCCCACUAUGAGAAUCUCAGUGUGGCCCAACUCUUGCUGAAUCGUGGAGCCAGUGUCAACUUCACACCCCAGAAUGGGAUCACUCCUUUGCACAUAGCCUCCCGACGAGGCAACAUCAUCAUGGUGCGGCUGCUGCUGGACCGUGGGGCCCAGAUAGAGACAAGGACCAAGGAUGAGUUGACGCCUCUCCACUGUGCAGCUCGCAAUGGACAUGUGCGAAUUGCAGAGAUCCUACUGGACCAUGGUGCUCCCAUUCAAGCCAAAACAAAGAACGGUCUGUCACCGAUCCACAUGGCAGCACAGGGUGAUCACCUGGACUGUGUGCGCCUACUCCUGCAGUACAGUGCUGAGAUAGACGACAUCACCCUGGACCACCUGACACCACUGCAUGUAGCCGCGCACUGUGGCCACCACCGUGUGGCUAAACUGCUGGUGGAGAAGGGAGCCAAGCCCAACUCCAGAGCCCUGAAUGGCUUCACGCCUCUCCACAUCGCCUGCAAGAAGAACCACAUUCGGGUGAUGGAAUUGCUUCUGAAGACAGGAGCCUCCAUUGAUGCUGUCACGGAGUCUGGCUUGACCCCCUUGCAUGUGGCUGCCUUCAUGGGGCAUUUGCCCAUCGUCAAAACCCUGCUGCAGCGUGGAGCAUCUCCUAAUGUGUCCAAUGUGAAAGUGGAGACUCCCCUGCACAUGGCAGCCAGAGCUGGGCACAUGGAUGUGGCCAAGUAUCUGCUGCAGAACAAAGCCAAAGUCAACGCCAAGGCCAAGGAUGACCAGACUCCUCUGCACUGUGCUACACGCAUUGGCCACACCAGUAUGGUCCGACUUCUGCUGGAGAACAGUGCCAACCCCAACCUGGCCACCACAGCAGGGCACACGCCUCUGCACAUCACUGCCAGAGAGGGGCAUGUAGACACAGCCUUGGCCCUGCUAGAAAAGGGAGCCUCUCAGACUUGUAUGACCAAGAAAGGAUUUACCCCUCUCCACGUUGCAGCCAAGUAUGGGAAGGUGGAUGUGGCAGAGCUGCUGCUGGUGCAUGAUGCUCACCCCAAUGCAGCGGGGAAGAACGGCCUGACCCCAUUGCACGUAGCUGUGUACCACAACAACCUGGAGAUCGUCAAGCUCCUGCUUCCCAAGGGAAGCUCUCCACACAGCUCAGCCUGGAACGGAUACACCCCUCUGCACAUUGCUGCCAAGCAGAAUCAGAUGGAGGUGGCCAGCAGCUUGCUGCAGUAUGGUGCUUCUGCAAAUGCAGAGUCUGUUCAGGGAGUCACCCCUCUGCACCUGGCUUCUCAGGAGGGGCAUACAGACAUGGUAGCACUGCUUUUCUCCAAGCAAGCCAAUGGAAACUUAGGCAACAAGAGUGGCCUGACUCCUCUCCAUCUUGUGGCCCAAGAGGGGCAUGUACCAGUUGCUGACGUUCUGGUGAAACACGGAGUCACAGUGGACGCAACAACAAGGAUGGGCUACACCCCGCUGCACGUAGCCAGCCACUAUGGGAACAUCAAAUUGGUGAAGUUUCUGCUGCAGCACCAGGCUGAUGUCAAUGCUAAAACUAAGCUUGGCUACACGCCCCUGCACCAGGCAGCGCAGCAGGGCCACACGGACGUGGUGACCCUGCUGCUGAAGCACGGUGCCUCUCCCAACGAGAUCAGCACGAAUGGCACCACUCCGCUGGCCAUCGCGAAGCGCCUCGGUUACAUUUCCGUCACAGAUGUGCUCAAGAUUGUCACAGAAGAGACCAGCAUCCCACCAGUCAGUGACAAGUACCGCAUGAGCUUCCCAGAGACUGUGGAUGAGAUUUUGGAUGUGUCAGAGGAUGAAGGCACUGCUCAUGUCACAGUAAUGGAGGAGGAGCUGAUCGCACCGAAACCCAGAACACCUGAACCCAGGGAGCAGGAGGUCAAGAGGGAGAUGCUGGAGUUUGUGACCGUGACAACACUGGAGCAAACGGAGGAGUCUGUAGCUGUCCCACAGGUCCCCUGCGUGCCCCCUGAGACUGUGGUGACCAGGGCAGAGGAGCCUGAGCAGGUGGGAUCUGUGGAGACUGAAGCUGAGCAAGGCAGCCUGCUGCACGCACCCUCGGUGUCCCCACAGGAGCCCUCCAAGGAGUUCGAUGAGGACUCCUUGAUUCCCAGCAGCCCGGCCACCGAGACCUCAGACAACAUCAGCCCCGUGGCCAGCCCCGUUCACACAGGGUUCCUGGUGAGCUUCAUGGUGGAUGCACGCGGCGGCUCCAUGCGGGGCAGCCGGCACCACGGGCUGCGUGUGGUCAUCCCACCCCGUGCCUGUGCUGCACCCACCCGCAUCACUUGCCGCCUGGUGAAGCCUCAGAAGCUGCCUGCACCCCCACCAUUGGCUGAGGAGGAGGGCCUGGCGAGCCGCAUCAUUGCACUGGGACCCGCUGGCGCCCAGUUCCUCAGCCCCGUCAUCGUGGAGAUUCCUCACUUUGCCUCCUACGGACGAGGGGACCGUGAGCUGGUGGUGUUACGCAGUGAGAAUGGCUCUGUCUGGAAGGAACACCGCAACCGUUAUGAGGAGAGUUACAUGGACCAACUGCUCAAUGGCAUGGAUGAGGAGCUGGAGAGCCAAGAGGAGCUGGAGAAGAAGAGGGUCUGCCGCAUCAUCACCACUGACUUUCCUCUCUACUUCGUGGUCAUGUCCCGGAUUUGCCAGGACUGUGACAUGAUUGGCCCCGAGGGAGGGUGCUUGAAAAGCACACUGGUGCCCAUGGUGCAGGCCACCUUCCCAGACACCGCUGUCACCAAGAAAGUGAGGCUGGCUCUGCAGGCGCAGCCCGUGCCUGAUGAGCUGGUGACCAAGCUGCUGGGGAACCAGGCAACCUUCAGCCCCAUCGUCACAGUGGAGCCUCGCCGGAGGAAGUUCCACCGCCCCAUUGGCCUCCGCAUCCCUCUGCCCCCAUCCUGGAAGGAUAAUCCCAGAGACAGUGGCGAGGGUGACACCACCAGCCUGCGCCUGCUCUGCUCUGUGAUAGGAGGGACAGCACAAGCUCAGUGGGAAGACAUCACAGGCACCACGAAGCUGGUCUAUGAAAAGGAGUGCGCUAACUUUACCACCAAUGUGUCUGCCAGGUUCUGGCUGGCUGACUGCCCGCGCACUGCUGAGGCUGUGCACUUUGCCACCAUGCUGUACAAGGAACUGACAGCUGUGCCCUACAUGGCCAAAUUUGUGGUAUUUGCCAAGAUGAAUGAUGGACGGGAAGGCCGGCUGCGCUGCUACUGCAUGACUGAUGACAAGGUGGACAAGACUUUGGAGCAGCACGAGAACUUCACUGAGGUGGCCCGCAGCAGGGACAUUGAGGUGGUGGAGGGAAUGCCUCUGCAUGUCGAGCUCUCAGGGAACCUGGUGCCCAUCAAGAAGGCCACGCAGUCGCGCACCUUCCUCUUCCAGUCCUUCCGGGAGAACCGCCUCGCCCUCCCCAUCAAGGUCCGGGACAGCAGCCGGGAAGCCAGUGGCUCCCUGUCCUUCCUGCGCAAGGCCAUGAAGUAUGAGGACUUGCAGCAUGUGCUCUGUCACCUCAACAUCAGCAUUCCACCCUGCACUAAGGGAAGUGGCACUGAGGAGCGAAGGAGGACACUGACACCUUUGUCUCUGAGGGAGCGAUAUAGCAUCCUAAGUGAGAGCAGUUUCGGCUCUCUGAGCAGCACUGACAGGGCAGACCAGAAGAUGAUCGACAUCGCAGAGCAGCUCGGCCUCAGCUGGGCAGAGUUGGCACGUGAGCUGCAGUUUGGGGUGGAUGACAUCAACAGGAUUCGUGUGGAGAACCCUAACUCCUUGCUGGAGCAGAGCAUAGCCUUACUCAACCUCUGGGUCAGCCGCGAGGGCAAGGGUGUCAAGAUUGAGAACCUGUACGCGGCGCUGAGGAACAUUGACCGCAGUGAGAUCGUCAGCACACUGGAGGGCUCCGGCCGGCAGAGCCGCAGCAUGAAGGGCAGCUGGCGCUACACAGACAGGGACUAUUCACUCUCACCCUCCCAGAUGAAUGGUUAUGCUUCGCUGCAGGACGAGCUGCUCUCCCCUGCCUCCCUGCAUUAUAUGCUGCCAUCCCCUCUGCGUGCUGACCAGUACUGGAACGAGGUGGCCAUCAUGGACGCCAUCCCUAUGGCCGCCACCGAGCAGGACGCCCUGAUGGAGAUGUCUGACAUGCAGGUGUGGUCCUCAGGGCUCACCCCUUCACUGGUGACGGCUGAGGACUCCUCUCUGGAGUGCAGCAAGGCUGAGGACUCGGAUGCCACAAGCGAAGGUCGUUUCCCAGGGCAACUUCUGACAGACGCACACGGCCCAGACCACAUGGGCUCUAUGGACUUAGUUGAGGAUGACACAGUGGACUCAGAUGCCAUGAACGGGCUGAUUGAACUGCUAGAGCAGGAGGAAGGGCAGAGGCCAGAAGGGAAGACGCCAGCCAGGGACCACCAGCUGGGGACUGGAGAGCAAAACCCAGAGGGUGAAGUCUCUUUUGUUUCAGUUCAACAGAAGGUACAAGCCAGGAUCGUGGCAUCGCCGACUGUGAGCCACACAGUGGAGAGGAGUGCAGACAGGCUGAGGGACUGGAAUGCAGAAGGCUCCUUUAUCUCCUGCCUACAGGACCUGACAGAGGGCUCCUGGCAGGAGGGGGUCACCCGACGGCUGGGCCCAGCACACACCGUGGCUGCUGGGGCGCAGGGCCAGGAGCAAGAGCAGGUCCUGGCGCCGGACGUGGAGCUGAUGCGGGUCAGCUCCACAGAGGACAGCGACUGGCAGCCCCAGCACCCCGCGGGCGGCUGGCCAGAGGAGCCUGACAGCCACGGCUUUGGGCAGGGCAACGAAGUCCUCCAUUUACCUGGGGAGCAUGUGACUGAGGAGCAGUUCACAGAUGAACAAGGCAAUAUAAUCACCAAGAAGGUCAUCCGGAAGGUGGUGCGUCAUCUGGGCCCCAAUGACACAGAUGACAGGCAGGAGCGUGAGGACCUGAUCCUGGAGGGCUCCCUGCAGGAGCCCCAAGAGCUGGAGGCAGAGGCUGAUCACUUCAUGUACUCCAUCCUACAGAGGGACGGUCUGGGGGCCAAGGAUCUCACCUCAACACCAAACCACUGAUCUCCACACCAACCUGAGAAGAGAGGAGAGGAAGACAGAGAUUGGAGGGAAGCAGGGCUGGCUGUACAUGUUUCAAUAGGCUAAUGGCAUGAUUUCUGUACGAGAUACUUACCGUCCUAUCCGCAUGACUGACUGACUGCAAGACGCAUGAGCUACAGUACUUCCAGCAAACAGAGGGACCCUGUCCCUGCCUUGCUGCCAUCAGGAGCCUAAAGACAGCAGCACGCACAAGGGGCAUCCUUCAGCUCCUCUGGGAGGCCAGAGCUGGACUGGCAGCAAAUGAGAGGGGAGAAGAAUCCACCCUCGCACAUCCGCCUCCGUCACUACAUCCCUGUGCAGUGCUCCAGUGGCAGGAAGGAGGCUGGGGCUGCUCACUGAAGGAGAAGAGGGGCUCUAUCCCUGUCACCAUUCUUGCCUCUGCUGGACUCGCUUCUCAUCCCUCUCAGUGAGUGCUGGGGCAGGGGGAGGGCAGCAAUAGGGGGAUGUGAUAGAGGAGGGCUGUGGGUGCAGUGUUGCCUGAUGCAGGGCUGCCCUUCCUCUCCCCAGCAUGUGCAGCAUCUCCUGCCAGGGCAGGGCUCUGGGCCGAGCACUGAGCUCGUUGCUUAUGUUGAAAGUGUAAACUGUACAGCAAUCAGCCUUGUGUAUAUGAACCAAUAAAUACUAUGCAAACACCUAGGGACACUCUAGCAGUAUGUACAAAGCACUAACAGCUCCACUCCCAAAUACCUCUUCAGGCUGCAGGAUGGGCAAAGCCUUUGGAGUAUGUGAGCAGCUCUGGUGAAUAGAGCUGGGAGCCUACAGGUGUGACAGGGUGGCAGAUUGUCUUGUCCUGCCCUUCCAUCUGAGUCUGGUCCCUUCUUGGCCAGAAGAGAGAGGCCCACGGGGGCAGCCCCAUGGGCUGGUCCAUGGUGCAAGCCCCAGUUUGUGCUGGCUUCAGCUGGGGUGAGGCUGGCAGCCUGCACUGAGGUGCUUGGGGCCCAGGGAGGAUAGGUAGUGAGAGCAGGGAAGGCUUGUGCCACGCACUGGAUUGUGCCUAGCUCUACUCAGCACAAUAUCUGCUCAGGAGAUGGGCCAGGAGCUGGCAGGAGCCAGAAGCCCUGCACUACUUUGCAGGGCCUCCUGGCCUCCCUGUGAGGGCACAAAUGAGCACAGACCCUUGACCCCGUGGAUGUUGGCCCACCCAGGACCAAUCCCAGAAAUGGGGGGAGCUGCUUCCUCGAGUGGCUGCACUUUGGCCAAGUUAAUGCCUUCUGCAGCCACCGAGCUAAGCAGUCACCCUGAAAGCAAGGGCAGUGCUGGGGCAGCUGUUCUGGCAGGAGAAUCGUGGUGCUCAGGGCUGCCCAGGCAGCACUGAGAUGUGCAGAAGGUUGAAUCUGCUACAAAACUUGACCCUGGAAGGACAGGAUGCAGACAGCAGUAGAUCUGUGUCCCCAGCUCUCUCCUUUACCUAAGCAAUGUGGGGGCCUGGCCUUUGUAGCAUGGUGGUGUGGAGACCCCCUUGCCCUUUCCCCAGAGGUGGCUGUGGACUUGUUUAGCAGGGCCUGAUGCUGCUCUCGGUGGCCACAUGCAGAACAAGCCCACCUCCAGCUUCAGGCAGGGCAGCCCUGUCUCACAGUGGGUGCACACAUGCCAGGAAAGUCUCUGGCUCUGCUGCAGUCUGGAUAAAAAGCCCAGAUGCAGCAAAGCAAAUGGCCCAGCUUAGCCAUGGAAAGCAAGGCAACCCCUUCCUCACCCCACCUCGAAGUAGGCACAGACUCCAUCCAUUACCCUUGCUGUGUACAAUAACCUACCUAGACCCACUGCAACAGCUGACCCUGUAGCAUCACCGUAGAGUUGUGUGUGGGUCCUGUGCUUUGGCCUAGUCUACGCCUUAGGGAAUGUGCUGUGCUGCAACUGUGCCCGGCACCUGCAGUGACAUUGCUUUGCGCUCAGAUUGCUCGUAGGGCUGGUAGGGGGAGGCUGCACCCAACAUUGAGCCUAGAGAAUGCUGCAGUCUGCACACUAGAAGCUUUUUAGAAGUUUUAAAAAUUACUUUUAUUUCCUUUUUUUAAUUGUUAUGGAAACAAGCCUUUUGGAUCUCCCUGUCUUAGCCCCUGAUGUAUAGAUCAUAUCCCAGUACACCAGCUAUCGGACUAUGAAUUAAUAAAGAAACUAACACAGA
Messenger RNA from Centrocercus urophasianus (Greater sage-grouse), 7974 nucleotides. RefSeq names its product ankyrin 1 (gene ANK1). The record is from RefSeq and is a predicted model, not a curated record. Gene Ontology annotation, biological process: signal transduction. Lineage: Eukaryota; Metazoa; Chordata; Aves; Galliformes; Phasianidae. Bases 87 to 5813 code for a protein of 1908 amino acids. The transcript has 43 exons. Gene Ontology annotation, molecular function: protein binding.